AUGUCCCAAACCAAUCUCGGUCCAGCCCUAGAGAAGGGGAUCUGGGCCGCCGUGGUCAUUGCUGCAGUGAUCGUUAUUUUACGAAUCUUUGCUAAAAUCAAGAUCGGACGGUUUGGCAUCGACGAUGGCUUGAUGAUCUUCGCUGAGAUUUUGGCAAUCGUAUCAACAGUAUUCUUGACCCUGUCGGUUAAGCAUGGGUUCGGCAAGGAUCUGGGAACAGUACCACUAGACGACAAGGAAGCGGUCUUGAAGAACAUCGCAAUCCAAGUGCCCAUUGUCACCUUCAGCACCACCUUCGCCCGCUGCGCAUUCAUCCUCUACCUCCUCCCCCUCCUUGGAACCAACAAGUACUACCAGGCUGCGCUAUGGGCUGUGAUGGUGAUACAAUUCGCCGGGAACGUUGCAUCGGCCGUGCUGCCACUUAGCAUAUGUCGCAAUGUGGCCGCUCUAUGGGACGCAGCAAUCGCAGUCGCGACGACCUGUGGCGACUCGAAUGCAGUCAUCAAGUUCGCCUACUACUCCAAUACAUUCAAUUCAGCCACUGAUCUGUUUUUGGCUGCCUUCCCAACAAUAAUGUUCUGGAACUUGAAUCUGAAACUACGCAUCAAGAUCGGUUUGAUUGUUCUUCUCAGUUUGGGUAUUGUUGCAAUGGUCGCAUCCAUCAUCAAAACGACCAAACUGAACGCCGUCCCCAGCAUCACCAAUACCGGAGCUAGCGGAGGCAUUGAACUAAUUCGCUGGGGAUACAUCGAAAACGUCAUUAUCAUCAUCACCUCCUCGAUCCCUUGCAUCCGCCCCUUGAUCGUCUCCUCCGUGCGCAAGAUCUCCAACGCCAAAUAUUCCCGCUCGUACGAACUCAGCAGGACCUUCAAUGGGCACAAAUCUGCUGCUGUCCCAAACGAGACGAACCAAUCGCGCCGCAUGCGCAAGUUCAAGUCUGAUAUUGAGAAUAAUAGCGUCGACCGCAUUUUGGAUCAAAAUCGGAGCACGCAUACUAGUACAUCUAUAGGAGGUGCGCCUGAUUCUCCUACUUUCUCUACUUCUGGUAUCACUAAGCAGGUGGAAAUUUUGGUUACAUCAGAUACUAGGCAACCUCCAAUGGAGCAUACGAGCGAUGACUGA
Messenger RNA from Penicillium robsamsonii, 1122 nucleotides. RefSeq lists its product as uncharacterized. The record is from RefSeq and is a predicted model, not a curated record. The transcript has 3 exons. Bases 1 to 1122 code for a protein of 373 amino acids. Lineage: Eukaryota; Fungi; Ascomycota; Eurotiomycetes; Eurotiales; Aspergillaceae.